UGAUUCAGGAGCCGAAGAUCGAUUUGGAGGAUGGACGCCAAAGCUCGAAAUUGCCUGCUUAAGCAUAGGGAGGCAUUGGUAAAAGAUAUCAAGACCUCCUAUAUUAUGGAUCACAUGAUUUCUGAUAGAACAUUAACCUUAUCAGAAGAGGAGAAAGUAAGAAAUCAGGGCACCCAAGAGGAAAGAGCUGCGAUGUUAAUUAAAAUGAUUCUUCAAAAAGACAAUUUUUCAUACAUAUCAUUCUACAAUGCUCUGUUACACGAAGGGUACAAAGAUCUCGCCGCCCUUCUCCAAGAUGGGGUUCCGUUUACUGCUUCUCCCAAAGGAAAGGAUACAUUGGAUGGCGUGACUUCUUAUGUCAGGGCAGUCUUGUGUGAAGGUGGAGUACCUCAGCGGCCAGUUGUGUUUGUUACUCGGAAAAAACUGGUGAAUGAAAUUCAACAGAAGUUGUACAGAUUGAAUAACGAUCCAGGCUGGGUCACGGUGUACGGUAUGGCAGGCUGUGGAAAGUCAGUUUUGGCAGCUGAAGCUCUCAGAGACCACCGCCUCUUAGAAGAUUGCUUUCCAGGAGGUGUGCAUUGGAUUUCAGUGGGAAAGCAAGAUAAAGCAGGGUUCCUCAUGAAACUUCAGAAUCUUUGCAUGCGACUCGAUCAAGACUCCAGCUUCUCCCAGAGGCCACCGUUAAACAUCGAAGAGGCUAAAGAUCGCCUUCGUAUUCUGAUGCUGCGCAAAUACCCAAGUUCUCUCUUGAUCCUGGAUGAUGUUUGGGAUUCCUGGGUGUUAAAAGCUUUUGAUAAUCAGUGUCAAGUUCUUCUCACAAGCAGAGACAAGAGUGUGACCGACUCUGUUAUGGGUCAAAAAUAUGUUGUCCCUGUGGAGAGUGGCUUGGGCAAGGAAAAAGGACUUGAGAUUUUGUCGCUUUUUGUUAAUAUGAAAAAGACAGACCUUCCAGAACAAGCUCAUGGUAUUGUACAGGAGUGUAAAGGUUCACCUCUUGUAGUAUCUUUAAUUGGAGCAUUAUUACGUGAUUUUCCCAAUCGCUGGGAGUACUACCUCAGACAGCUUCAGAAUAAGCAGUUUAAAAGAAUAAGGAAAUCAUCAUCUUAUGAUUAUGAAGCCUUGGAUGAAGCCAUGUCAAUAAGUGUUGAAAUGCUUACAGAAGAAUUCAAAGACUAUUACAAAGAUCUUUCGAUCCUGCAAAAGGAUGUUAAAAUACCCACCAAGGUGAUAUGCAUUCUUUGGGACAUGGAGACUGAAGAAGUUGAAGACAUACUACAAGAAUUUGUCAAUAAAUCUCUCCUGUUUUGUGAUCGUAAUGGAAAGUCAUUUCAUUAUUAUUUACAUGAUCUUCAAGUUGACUUUCUUACAGAAAAGAAUCGCAGUCAACUUCAGGAGCUGCAUAAAAAGAUAGUCAAUCAAUAUCAGAAACAUUACCAAUUACGUACCCUUUCUCCAGAUCAGGACGACUGUAUGUACUGGUACAACUUUCUGGCCUAUCAUAUGGCAAGUGCCAAUAUGCAUAAAGAACUUUGUGCUCUCAUGUUUUCCCUGGAUUGGAUUAAAUCAAAAACAGAGCUGGUAGGACCUGCUCAUCUGAUUCAUGAGUUUGCAGAAUAUAGGCAUAUAUUGGAUGAGAAGGAUUGCACCGUCUGUGAGAAUUUUCAGGAGUUUUUGUCUUUGAAUGGACAUCUUCUAGGAAGGCAGCCAUUUCCUAACAUUGUACAGCUAGGACUCUGUGAACCUGAAACUUCUGAAGUGUAUCGACAUGCCAAAUUACAGGCCAAGCAAGAGGUUGAUAAAGGGAUGCUUUACCUGGAAUGGAUAAACAAAAAAAACAUCAAGAACCUCUCCCGCUUGGUUGUCCGCCCACAUACAGAUGCUGUUUACCAUGCCUGCUUCUCUGCGGAUGGCCAGAGAAUAGCUUCUUGUGGAGCUGAUAAAACCAUGCAGGUAUUUAAAGCUGAAACUGGCGAGAAACUUCUGGAAAUCAAGGCUCAUGAAGAUGAAGUGCUUUGUUGUGCAUUCUCUCCAGAUGACAAAUUUGUAGCAACCUGUUCAACCGAUAAAAAAGUGAAGGUUUGGAAUUCGCAGACGGGGAAACUAAUUCAUACUUACGAGGAACAUACAGAGCAGGUCAACUUCUGCCAAUUCUCCAACACAACCAAUCCCCCUUUGUUAGCCACCUGUUCCAAUGACCAGUUCCUCAAACUCUGGGAUUUGAACCAAAAAGGAUGUCGAAAUACAAUGUUUGGUCAUUCAAAUUCAGUCAACCACUGCAGGUUUUCCCCAGAUGAUAAGUAUUUGGCUAGCUGUUCAGCAGAUGGUACAUUAAAGCUUUGGGAAGUGGCUUCAGCAAAUGAGUGGAAGAGCAUCGAUGUGAGUCAGUUUUUUCAAAAUUCAGAACAUCAGGAAGAUGUGGAAGUUUUGGUGAAAUGUUGUUCAUGGUCAGCUGAUGGUGCUACAAUAAUGGUGGCAGCCAAAAACAUGAUUUUUCUUUUUGAUGUUAGAACUAGUGGCCUGUCAGCAGAAAUCCGAACAAGCCAUCACAGCACUGUACAAUACUGUGACUUCUAUUCCUGCAAUCACUUGGCAUUAGUAGCUUUGUCACAUUACUGUGUGGAAUUAUGGAAUACAGAUACUUGUCUUAAAGUAGCUGACUGUAGAGGACACCUAAGCUGGGUCCAUUGUGUGACAUUUUCUCCUGAUGGAUCUUCAUUUUUGACAUCGUCUGAUGACCAGACAAUUAGGGUUUGGGAUACAAGUAAAGUGUGCAAGAAUUCAGCUGUAAUGUUAAAGCAAGAAAUAGAUGUUGUAUUCCGGGACAAUGAAGUGAUGGUUCUUGCCGUUGACACCCUAAGACGUCUGCAACUAAUAAAUGGAAAAACUGGUCAAACGGAUUAUUUGACUGAAGCUCAGGAAUCUCUCAUUUGUUGCUGUUGUCUAAGUCCGACUCUUGUAUCUGUAGCUUUUGGAGAAGAAGAUGGAACUGUUAAGAUUUUGGAACUCCCAAAUGGAAGAAUGUUCAAGUCCAAGAUUAAGCAUAAGAAACCUGUCCAACACUGCCGAUUUACAUCAGAUGGCAAGACUGUUAUUUCAAGCUCUGAUGACCCUGUCAUUCAGGUGUGGAUCUGGCAGACAGAAGAAUAUGUGUUUCUUCAAGCACACCAAGAAUCAGUGAAGGAUUUUAGGCUUUUGCAGAAUUCAAGAUUAUUUUCCUGGUCCUUUGAUGGAACAGUUAAGGUUUGGAACAUUCUGACUGGGAAAGUAGAAAAAGACUUUUUCUGUCAUCAAGGUGCAGUUCUGUCUUGCAAUAUUUCACCGGAUACCACAAAGUUUUCAUCUACCUCUGCCGACAAAACUGCCAAGAUUUGGAGUUUUGAGAACUCAUCUCUUCUUCAUGAACUGAGAGGCCACGAAGGCUGUGUGAGAUGUUCUGCCUUUUCUGAUGACAAUUCAUUACUGGCAACUGGAGAUGACAACGGAGAAAUAAGGAUAUGGGAUGUCUCAAAAGGCGAGAUCCUCCACCUGUGUGCUCCCGGGCCAGUGAGUGAGGCAUCCACUCAUGGUGGUUGGGUGACUGACCUCUGCUUUUCCUCCGAUAGCAAAAUCCUGGUGUCGGCUGGAGGAUUCCUUAAGUGGUGGAAUAUGGACACAGGAGAAUCCUUACAGACCUUUUACACAAAUGGAACCAAUCUCAAGACAAUAUUUGUAUCUCCUAAUUUCAAAUCUUAUGUUACUGUUGAUAAUCUUGGCAUUUUAUAUGUUCUACAAAUGUUGGAAUGAAAUGAUGUAAGAUCCUUUUUUAUAUUGCCAUUCCCAAGUCCAUAUUUCAAAUUUUGUAAAGCUGUGAUACCCUCUACAGUAUUUCAUUCACUGAUGAAUACUUAUGUAGCUUUUCCCCCCAAAUGAAUAUCCAUUUAAUUUUGUUUUUCUUGACUAUUCUUUACUUGCAAAUGAAAAUCUGUAGCUUGCUGGACUGUUAAACCUGGUCUUAGAGAUGAAUUCACGUUAAGUUGAAAUAAUGUAAUGCAUAAAAUUCAUGUUUUGGUUUGCUGUUGCUGUUCGACUCUUACCGUUGCAGUCUUGGCAUCAAGUGUUCUUUGGGUCCUAAAUUGCUGGUGUUCAGUGUGAGCCUCAGACUUUUUAAUCAGUUAGAAAUUUUCAGUAGCUUACCUCAUCCAUACAGUGCAGGGUCAUCAUAAACCUCAGUGUGCUGUAGAAAUACAACCAUCAGCACUGCAUUCUCAAUUUGCAUUAAAAUCAUGGUAGCUAAAUUUAAAGAAUUUUGUAGUGAACACCAGUUUUGGAAAUGGAAGGGGUAGUACAUGUUGCUGUUUCUGUAUAAAGGAAUACUCAUCUUGAGAGUCUCAUCAGUCACAUCUAAGAGAAAUGCUUCAAGUGAUAGGAAUUUGCAAAAUGCAGGGCCAAAGAAAAAG
Messenger RNA from Tachyglossus aculeatus (Australian echidna), 4436 nucleotides. It is a transcript of the gene APAF1, whose product is annotated as apoptotic peptidase activating factor 1. The coding region runs from base 31 to 3783 and encodes 1250 amino acids. Gene Ontology annotation, biological process: regulation of apoptotic process; apoptotic signaling pathway. The transcript has 26 exons. The record is from RefSeq and is a predicted model, not a curated record. Gene Ontology annotation, cellular component: apoptosome. NCBI's taxonomy places the organism in Eukaryota, Metazoa, Chordata, Mammalia, Monotremata, Tachyglossidae. Gene Ontology annotation, molecular function: protein binding; ADP binding.